AUGAAGAUAAAAACGAUUAGCAGGAGUUCGGACGACUAUGUGCCUGUUAAGAGCACCCAAGAGUCACAAAUGCCCAGGAAUUUGAAUCCUGCGUUGCAUCCAUUUGAAAGGGCUCGUGAAUAUACGAAGGCUCUGACGGCUACCAAAUUGGAGCGGAUGUUUGCGAAACCGUUUGUGGGUCAGUUGGGAUAUGGACACCGCGAUGGUUGCUAUGUGAUUGCGAAAAACUAUAAUGUUCUAAAUAGGUUGGCUAGUGCAUCAGCGGAUGGUGUGGUCAAAUACUGGAAUAUAUCUACUAGGGAGGAAUUGUGUUCUUUUAAAGCUCACUAUGGGCUGGUUACUGGUCUCUGCGUUAGUCCGCAGCAUAUUGGUAACCAAUCUGAUAGUUACAUGCUAUCUUGUGGUGAUGAUAAAAUGGUAAAAAUGUGGUCCGUGGACAGUGGUGAUUUUAAUAAUGUAAAAGAUGAUACGAAAGUUUUGCACCCUUCAGAUGGAAAUGGGUUGAUCAAAACGUUUUAUGGUGAGCAUGCAUUUCAAGGGAUAGAUCAUCAUAAAGAAAAUACAUCCUUUGUCACUGGUGGGGCUCAAAUAGAACUUUGGGAUAUUAAUAGAAGAAAGCCACUGUCUAAUUUGUCCUGGGGAAUUGAUAAUAUUACAGCGGUGAAAUUCAAUCAGAAUGAAGCAGAUCUUCUGUUGAGUAGUGGCAGCGAUAAUUCUGUUGUUCUUUAUGAUUUGAGAACUAAUUCUCCUACUCAGAAAAUUGUGCAGACCAUGAAAACAAAUUCUAUGUGUUGGAAUCCAAUGGAGCCAUUCAACUUUGUUACAGCCAAUGAAGAUCAAAAUGCAUAUUAUUAUGAUAUGAGAAAUAUGUCUCGUGCGUUGCAUGUGUUUAAGGAUCAUGUUAGUGCCAUAAUGGAUGUAGACAUCUCACCUACUGGUGAAGAGAUUGUCACUGGUUCAUAUGACAAGACUAUAAGAAUAUUCAAUAUAAAACACGGCCAUUCUAGAGAGGUGUAUCAUACAAAGAGAAUGCAGCAUGUCUUCCAAGUUAAGUUUACCAUGGAUAGUAAGUAUAUUGUGAGUGGAUCCGAUGAUGGUAAUGUAAGACUUUGGAGAUCAAAUGCCUAUGAAAGAUCAAACGUUAAAUCAACUCGUGAGAAAAACAAACUUGAAUAUGAUGAAAAAUUGAAAGAAAGAUUUAAAUACAUGCCAGAGAUCAAAAGAAUCAGCAGGCAUAGACAUGUUCCAAAGGUUAUUAAGAAAGCUCAAGAAAUUAAGAGGGUUGAAUUAUCAUCUUUGAAAAGAAGGGAAACCAAUGAAAGACGUACGAGGAAAGAUAUGGAAUUUGUACCUGAAAGAAAGAAACAGAUUGUUGGAACUGUUCACCGAUACGAGGAGGCAAAGAAAAGAAGCAAAGAUGAGAGAGAUGCGAUGCAAGAAUCAGAUGCGGAAUAA
Messenger RNA from Eremothecium cymbalariae DBVPG#7215, 1455 nucleotides. It is a transcript of the gene SOF1, whose product is annotated as rRNA-processing protein SOF1. The transcript has a single exon. The record is from RefSeq and is a predicted model, not a curated record. Bases 1 to 1455 code for a protein of 484 amino acids. Lineage: Eukaryota; Fungi; Ascomycota; Saccharomycetes; Saccharomycetales; Saccharomycetaceae. Gene Ontology annotation, biological process: maturation of SSU-rRNA from tricistronic rRNA transcript (SSU-rRNA, 5.8S rRNA, LSU-rRNA). Gene Ontology annotation, molecular function: protein binding. Gene Ontology annotation, cellular component: small-subunit processome; nucleolus.